Chanos chanos (milkfish) is the source of this 792-nucleotide messenger RNA. Its product is annotated as adaptin ear-binding coat-associated protein 1-like. Gene Ontology annotation, cellular component: clathrin vesicle coat; membrane. Gene Ontology annotation, biological process: endocytosis. Lineage: Eukaryota; Metazoa; Chordata; Actinopteri; Gonorynchiformes; Chanidae. The record is from RefSeq and is a predicted model, not a curated record. The transcript has 8 exons. The coding region runs from base 1 to 792 and encodes 263 amino acids.
AUGGCGACCGAGGGGGAAUAUGAGUCGGUCUUAUGUGUGAAACCUGACGUCAACGUUUACCGAAUCCCGCCACGAGCAUCGAACCGCGGGAUCAGGGCGGCGGAUUGGAAGCUGGACUCUCCUGACUGGACAGGUCGCAUGAGGGUGACAGCCAAAGGCAAAAUCGUCUACAUCAAACUAGAAGACAAAGUCUCUGGGGAGCUGUUUGCUCAGGCACCAGUGGAAGAAUACCCUGGCAUCGCCGUGGAAACCGUGAGUGACUCCAGCCGCUACUUUGUCCUGCGUAUUCAGGAUGGGAGCGGUCGUAGUGCUUUCAUAGGCAUUGGCUUUGGGGAUCGAGGAGAUUCUUUUGACUUUAAUGUGGCUCUGCAGGACCAUUUUAAAUGGGUGAAACAGGAUAGUGAGAUGAGUAAACAGGACCUGGGUUCUGGUCCUAAACUGGACCUGGGCUUUAAGGAGGGCCAGACCAUCACCUUAAACAUUGGGCAAACAAAAAAGAGGGAUAAGUCCCGCCCACAAGGUUCAGGUGGGUUUGGGCUCCUCCCACCACCUCCAAGUGGCAAGUUAGCACCACCUCCUUCUGCUCCUGCAGCCAAUCAUGACACACAAGCGCCAACAGGAGGAAGUGAAAGCAGCUGUUUGUUGGAUCUAGACACCAGUACUUCCAGUUCGUCAGUUCAGCAGAACCAGUCUAACUCCAGUGCAGAUUUAUGGGGGGAUUUUUCCACACCUGAGAGUUCAGAAGAGCCAGCGAAGCAGGAAUCUUCCUCCACUGGCUGGGUGCAAUUCUGA